Molecule: messenger RNA, 1817 nt
Organism: Notolabrus celidotus (New Zealand spotty)
Lineage: Eukaryota; Metazoa; Chordata; Actinopteri; Labriformes; Labridae
Gene: ahsga
Product: alpha-2-HS-glycoprotein 2
Exons: 7
Coding region: 306-1565 (419 amino acids)
Biological process (GO): negative regulation of endopeptidase activity
Cellular component (GO): blood microparticle; extracellular matrix; extracellular region
Molecular function (GO): cysteine-type endopeptidase inhibitor activity
Source: RefSeq, a predicted model, not a curated record
UCCAGUCGAUAAAAAUCACAAAUGGUGGACAUGUUUCAACAUGAGUCACUACAGUGAACCACCAGUGAUUUCAUCCAGAAAGUUCUCCCCUUGUCGGCCUUUGUCAGCAUACAUUUGCUUUGGCAGCAAUCCUAAAACAGAGAACGACCUGUGUGUGACGCAGGAGUAGGGACGAUCAUAGUAUUUGACUUGGCUCUUUUCCUGUUUGUGGUACAAGUUAUAUACACCUCAUUCUGCUGAAGCUCUUCUUCUUUUCAAUACCUUUAUGUGCGCUGAUACUUCUUGCAUGUGCAUUUAUCACAGACAUGAAUCUCCUGCACAUAACUGUGGUUCUGGUUUUGCUGGUGGGUGUGUGGGCUCAGAUCAAUGUAAUGCAACCUGAGUGCGAUUCCCCUGAGGCAGAGGAGGCUGCUCUGGUGGCUCAGGAUUAUAUCAACGCCCAGCACACUCAUGGCUACAAGUAUGCUCUUAACAGGAUCGAGGAUAUCAAAAUCUAUAACACACCCAUGGGAGACGACACAUAUGUCCUGGAAGUUGACCUGCUGGAGACAGACUGUCAUGUACUGGAUCCUACACCUCUUGCCAACUGUACAGUCAGACCCAAAGUGCUGACGGCAGUAGAAGGAGACUGUGAUGUGGUGCUGAAGAGGGUUGGUGGAGUUCUGACUGUCACAGCAUUCAAAUGUCAAACAGAAGAAUCAACAGAGGACAUGUGUCUGGGCUGUCCGACCCUCCUUCUCCUAAAUAACACUGCAGCACUGGACUUUGUCCAUGCCUCUCUGGUUACUGUUAACAAUUUCACUGUAAAUGAGACUUACACUCUUCUAGAGGUUGGGCGAAUGACGUCACAGGUCCUGCUCGGUGGGCCGAUCUAUUCAGCAGAGUAUGUUAUAGUUGAGGCUAGUUGCGUCAAUGAUACCUGCGUACCCUUGAAUGAUGCCAUGGCUGCACGUGGUAUUUGUUUUGCGAAGGGUCUGACCACUGACCACGCAGUAGACUGCAGGAUGUUUGCUACUCUGAUGCCUGAUGCACAUGCUAACUUCACAGCAACUGCAGCUCCCCCUGUGCCACCAGUGGUCCAUGUACAUACAGGCAGCCUGUCACCCAAGCACAGUCUAAGAUUCCACAAACUGACAACUAUCCACAACCCUGAGAUGAACAGCUUUUUGUCUGCAGAAUCAGCAGAGUCAGCUGAAGUUGUACCUGUGGUCCCUGCAGUGGUUAAUGUAGAUGCAGUAGCAGCUACUGAUCCAACCACAGCUGCUGCUGAUCCUGCUGACGCUGAUCCUGCUGCUGCUGAUCCUGCUUCGGCCGAUCCUACUGCUGCUGAUCCUGCUCCGGCCGAUCCUACUGCUGCUGAUCCUGCUCCAGCUACUGCUGCUCCUAUUCCAGAUGCUGCUGAUCUUGUUCCAGCUGAUGACAGUACAUCUGCCUCAGAUGCUUUCAGGAGUAAGGAGCUCCCCCUUGUUUUUAAGAGAGAUAUCACUGCUGCAUCUGCCCAUGCAUCUCAAACUGAUCACAUUGUUCUCGUGCCAGUGUGCCCGGGAAGGGUCAGAUUCUUUUAAGUUGUCAUGUCCUAUAGACUCUCUAUUACUGCUUCCUUCAGCUACACUGUUACAGUACAGGUGUAACUUGUGACUUAAACUGAUACAUUGGCAUGUUCUGUGAAAGGAAGAUGUAACACUAGUAAGAUUUCAAACAACCUGUUAUUUAAAAUUGCAUCACGUAUGAGCAAUAUGCAUUGCAAAACAAAUGCUUAGGUUUUUGAAAAAAGUAUUGUAAAGACGAGCAUUUUGGUGCUGUUGAAUAAAUCAUAA